Molecule: messenger RNA, 8504 nt
Organism: Pimephales promelas (fathead minnow)
Lineage: Eukaryota; Metazoa; Chordata; Actinopteri; Cypriniformes; Leuciscidae
Product: serine/threonine-protein kinase WNK2
Biological process (GO): protein phosphorylation
Molecular function (GO): protein serine/threonine kinase activity; ATP binding
Source: RefSeq, a predicted model, not a curated record
UGUCGUUGGCGCUCGGUCUCAGAUGGGCGUGGAGGAGCCGGAGCACUAAAGCAGGGAUUCAGCAGUCCUUUUCACACGGGGAAAUUUCCAGGGAUGCCGAGGUGAGUGAGACACGAGCGUGUGUUUAAAGCUCGACUGUUGGCUCUGGACUUCAACAACACGACUCUACUGCAAAUGCGCAAAGCGCGAUUGACGCGUGAUUUAUUGCGUGUUGCGGGCGGUGUGCUCGUCAUCUCCGCCGAUCAUCUCUCACCACCAAACCCAGAGAUUUCACCACAUAUCACCAGCACAAAUGUGAUAUCGCUGCUGUUCGGGAACAUGCGUCAGUGCUGCACCAGCGUGCGAUCGAUUUAAAGCAUGGAGCCCAAAGCCGACUGCUGCGCUUCAUCGGUGCCAAACUCCCAGUGUGAGCUCAAGCUGAACAUCUACGAGACCAUCAGCGAGGGAAAUGUCAAUCAGCUGGAGAGCUCUGCGCUGGUGCGGGCGGGCAGUGACCCGAGCUCAUACCCGUCCUCCAAACACCACAGGUUCAUCCGCCGGAGCCUGUGGUUCGCGGAUCACGACGAGCACCCGGCGGACGACUGCGCUCCCGAGAGCGAGGAGCAGAAGAAGAUGCUCAGCAUCAACCUGCGCACCAUAGUGGACCGCACUCUGGCCGUACGCUCCGGCCUACACGAAGGGUCGAGCACGGAGAGCCAGAAGGGCCAGAAAGACCUGGACAGCACCAGUGCGGAUGAGAAGGAGACGGCCGACCCUAAAGCGGAUGCGGGGAAGAUGAGCAUGAAGGCGGCCAGCGAGGAGAACGAGGAGGAUGCUGGGAUGAAGGCUAUCGCCACCUCUCCGGGAGGACGCUUCCUCAAGUUCGACAUCGAGAUCGGACGCGGGUCCUUCAAGACCGUCUACAAGGGCCUGGACACGGACACCUGGGUGGAGGUGGCGUGGUGUGAGCUUCAGGACCGCAAGCUGUCGAAGGUGGAGCGGCAGCGCUUUAAAGAAGAGGCCGAGAUGUUGAAGGGUCUCCAGCACCCGAAUAUCGUGCGCUUCUAUGACUUCUGGGAGUGUCCGCUGAAGGGCAAGAAGUGCAUCGUUCUGGUCACAGAGCUCAUGACGUCAGGAACGCUCAAAACGUACCUGAAGCGCUUUAAGGUGAUGAAACCCAAGGUUUUGCGCAGCUGGUGCCGUCAGAUCCUCAAAGGUCUGCAUUUCCUGCACACGCGCACUCCUCCCAUCAUCCACCGGGACCUGAAGUGUGACAACAUCUUCAUCACGGGCCCCACGGGCAGCGUCAAGAUCGGCGAUCUGGGUCUGGCUACGCUCAAAAGAGCCUCCUUCGCCAAGAGUGUGAUCGGUACGCCGGAGUUCAUGGCCCCGGAGAUGUACGAGGAGCAUUACGACGAGGCCGUGGACGUCUAUGCGUUCGGCAUGUGCAUGCUGGAGAUGGCCACGUCUGAAUACCCGUACUCCGAGUGCCAGAACGCCGCGCAGAUCUACCGCAAAGUCACCAGUGGAGUGAAGCCUGCCAGCUAUAACAAGGUGAUGGACCCUGAGGUGAAGGAGAUCAUCGGCGAGUGUAUCUGUCAGAAGAAGGAGGAGCGCUACACCAUCAAGGACCUGUUGAACCACGCGUUCUUCGCCGAGGACACGGGUGUGCGGGUGGAGCUGGCGGAGGAAGACGACGGGGUGAAGGUGUCCAUCGCGCUGAAGCUGUGGGUGGAGGAUCCUCGCCGGCUGAAGGGCAAAUACAGGGACGGAGGAGCCAUCGAGUUCAGCUUCGACCUGGAGAAGGAGGUUCCUGAAGCCGUGGCACAGGAGAUGGUCGAGUCUGGUUUCUUCCAUGAGAGCGAUGCAAAGAUUGUGGGCAAGUCUCUCCGUGACAGGGUGGCUCUGAUCAAAUGGCGCCGGGAGCGGACGGUGCCGAGGGCCUCUCAGGGUGGCACUGCCCCGUCCAUGCCAGCCGGGACAGUACCAGUCCUCUGCGAACCACCCUGUGUGGUGGAGCCCGAAGAGACUGAAGUGGACCAGCAUGCCCGCGUGUGCCAACUUAGUGCCAUGACUACAUCCACCACAUCUGACAGUGGCAUCGGCUCAACCGUGUACUCUGACUCGCACAGCAGUGGUCGGCACAGCGUCAUAUACCAGUCACUACAGGAUUCGGUCUCCACCACAGCUCAGGAGGGUCCACAUCAUGCACGUUCCUCUGUAAAUUACUUAAUCCGAAGACAUGAGCGUCUCCGACCCACGAGCCCUUCCUUCCUUCAAAUACCACCAGACCAAUCAGAGUCGACAGAAAGACGAAUCGAAAGUUCCGGCUCUAUGAACUUGCUAUCUGUUCCCUUGCCUGUUAUAACCCGCCGCUAUAGCGACACAUCAGUGGAAACGUCCUCUGAUACAAAGGGGGAGGAGCCUGUCUCAAUUGUGAGCAAGGGGCGUCGCCUUUCUUUAAACCCCACCCCUCACAGGCCACCGUCCCCAUGUCAGGCCUGCCUGUCGUUAUUCCUACUCGGGACUUGUGCAGAUGGAAGACAUGCGCCCUAUUCUUCACUUCUGCUUUCAGCCGCAGGGACUCGCAAGGGCUCUGUCAAUGAGACCUCUAACCUCUCCCAGCUCAACAAAUCUCUGGAGAGCAUCACAGGCCACAAACAUCAGUCUGCUCUUGCCUUUCUAAGAGCCCCGACCAAGCCAGAAAGAGGGGCCUAUCGGCCUGCACGCAGCCACAGUGACGAGGGGCCCGCCAUAGAGUCGUCUGGUGAGGAAUUGGCAUCCCGUCGGAGAGCAAGUUUUUGUAUUGGCGAAAACUCCCUGACUCAUGUGCCUGCCGUUUUGAGAGUCCAAAGUCAGGCGGCACCUUCCGUAGCUUACCCUCCUGCGUCCUCCGAGACCCCUGCACAGCCCGCCGGACAGACACUUCUGCAAGGCAUAUUGACUGCACCACAAGCCAUGAAUCCACAGCAGCUUGGGUCUUCAAGUCAGACUGCAGAGAUGAACACUCAGGCCCAUGUGUCGCAUCAGCCUGCAUUUGUGCCGCAGAGUUACCAUCCGUCCACAGCAGAGCUAGCCAAUGCACAGAUAUUUCCAACUGCGCAGCACACUGCAGUCGCAGCUAAAUCAGAAGCAGCGCUGCCUGCGGAUCAGAGUUUCCAGAGUGGAGCCUCUAGCGUGCAGCAUGUCUCAUCAGCACCUGCACAGCCUCAACACACACCUGCGAUACAUCUUUUGCAGCAAACACCUGCGAAUGCCACAACAGACGGGCAACUCCACGACUUCAACAUGCAGCAAACUGCUCCUGUGCAUCUGAGCCAGGCAGGCUCUGCACCAUCUUUCCAGCAGCUCACCAUUCAGACACAACUAAUGGACAACUGGCAGCAAAGAGUACAGUCCACGUCCAGUCUUCAUACACAACCCGUCCCCGCUCCACAGCCGGCAGCUUACCUCACACAGUUUCCUUCCCUUAACACCGCUCAGUCCGCUGGGAUUCCUCCUCCUGGAUGUGACCCGUACCCCUCCUGCUUUCCCUCUGUGCAGUCGUCCCUCACUCUGCCAGUCCCAGCAUACCCCAACAUCUCGCCAACUUCAUGUUCACAGAUAGAGAGUUCUGCGCUAACUCAGUUCCCGCACCAGUCCUCCACCUCCCCUAUACCCUCACAAUGUCCCGUCCCACCCUUCGCUGCUCCAGUGUUCUCGCCUCCAUUGCCAACAAUUCACCAGUACCAGCAGGCCUAUUCUGUGUCUCAACAACCCACUGUAAACUCCAUGGCCACUCUCUCUCAACAUUCCCACAGUCAGGCCACACCCUCUCCAAACCCCACCUCUAUGUGUGUUGGAGCCCCGCCCACUAAACAAGCUCAGCCUAUACAGGGAUCUUUGACCAGCCAAUGCCAAACUGUUCAUGUGGACCAGAACUCUUGCAUCAGCCAUAAUGCACCUCCGCCUCCCACAAUAGCGCAGCUCUCGCCUUUCAGACCCGCCCUCGAUACGUUCAGCUCUGCUGCGCCUGUGGACCAAAGCCAGGUUCCUCAGCUCGUGGGUCAAGCAUCUUUACCCAACAUUCCCAACGCAGGAGCCAGUGCCAGCCUGAGUCAGCAGAGCCUGACGGGCGGCAGUGCAUGUGGAGGAGCUCCUCCGGGCCCCGCAGAACCCUUCACUGAGGAUCAUGUUGCCGAUAAACAGGCAGCACCGGCUGGGUCCACCUAUGACAGUAUAAACUCAGAUGCCACAUCCGGUAAAGAGAUGAGCGAUGGGAACGAGGGCUCCAACAGAGCUCGCAGCGAAUCCCGAGUCCGGAAAAACCUUCGCAAGACGUCGCGCACUCGCUCCCGGCAAGACAAGAUGAACAGAUCCAAGCUCACCAUGAUCAAAGUGUGCGACACGGGAGACAAGAUGGUGGAGUGCCAACUGGAGACUCACAACCAUAGGAUGGUGACGUUUAAAUUUGACCUUGAUGGAGACGCUCCAGAGGAGAUUGCCACGUAUAUGGUUGAGAAUGAGUUUAUUCUGUUGCUGGAGCGGGAGAUGUUCAUCGAGCAGCUGAAGGACAUCAUGGAUAAAGCCGAGGACAUUCUGAGCGAGGACGCUCAGGGGGAGAAGGCCAACGUCCAGACCUCACCCCUCCGCCAGACGCCCGUCACCGCAGACUCCGGCGCACAGGGGUCAAAACCUGAGCACACGCAGUCGGACCAGCUAGUCUAUAAACAGAACGUGCUUCACACAGGAAAGCGCUGGUUCAUCAUCUGUCCCGUCGCUGAGACCACCGUGCCUGACAGAGAAGAGACGAACCCAGAGAGUUCCUCUACAUCUCAAGCGCAGGACGUCAACAGUGCCAAACCUCUGCAGACACAGCCAUCAGUGCCACAGGCAUCUCUCUCUGACAGCCCUCAGACCGCCUGUCCGCCGGGUGUUUCUAUGGUUUCUGACAUCCCAUGCUGCCCAAUGGCGCCUCCUGUGUCUCUCGAUGUCAUUGCUCAGAAAGUGGGCGAAACCCCUCAGCAGCCCGUAGCUUAUGAAGGCAGCCCGAACGCAGAGCCGUGUGUCAGCCAGACUCCAGCCGUAGUGCUUCAGCAACCCUUUGCCACGCCCACUCCACAAGCUGCUGUCAGCAUCAGCCAAUCGCAGCCUCCGAGCAUCAGCCAAUCGCAGCCUCCGAGCAUCAGCCAAUCGCAGCCUCCGAGCAUCAGCCAAUCGCAGCCUCCGAGCAUCAGCCAAUCGCAGCCUCCGGGCAUCAGCCAAUCGCAGCCUCCGAGCAACAGCCAAUCGCAGCCUCUGAGCAUCAGCCAAUCGCAGCCUCCGAACAUCAGCCAAUUGCAGCCUCCGAGCAUCAGCCAAUCGCAGCCUCUGAGCAUCAGCCAAUCGCAUCCUCCGAACAUCAGCCAAUUGCAGCCUCUGAGCAUCAGCCAAUCGCAGCCUCUGAGCAUCAGCCAAUCGCAUCCUCUGAGCAUCAGCCAAUCGCAGCCUCCGAGCAUCAGCCAAUCGCAGCCUCUGAGCAUCAGCCAAUCGCAUCCUCUGAGCAUCAGCCAAUUGCAGCGCCCGAGCAUCAGCCAAUCGCAGCCUCCGGGCAUUAGCCAAUCGCAGCCUCCGAGCAUCAGCCAAUCGCAGCCUCCAAGCAUCAGCCAAUCGCACCCUCAGAUCAUCAGCCAAUCGCAGCCUCCGAGCAUCAGCCAAUCGCAGCCUCCGAGCAUCAGCCAAUCGCAGCCUCCGGGCAUUAGCCAAUCGCAGCCUCCGGGCAUCAGCCAAUCGCAGCCUCCGGGCAUCAGCCAAUCGCAGCCUCCGGGCAUCAGCCAAUCGCAGCCUCCGGGCAUCAGCCAAUCGCCGCCUCCGGGCAUCAGCCAAUCGCAGCCUCCGGGCGUCAGCCAAGCUCAGCCUCCGGGCAUCAGCCAAUCGCAGCCUCCGAGCAUCAGCCAAUCGCAGCCUCCGGGCAUCAGCCAAUCGCAGCCUCCGAGCAUCAGCCAAGCUCAGCCUCCGGGCAUCAGCCAAUCGCAGCCUCCGGGCGUCAGCCAAUCGCAGCCUCCGGGCAUCAGCCAAUCGCAGCCUCCGGGCAUCAGCCAAUCGCAGCCUCCGGGCGUCAGCCAAUCGCAGCCUCCGAGCCCCACCCAUCAGACCCAACCCGCCACAGCAUUGCAGGCGCAGGCGGGCGAGUCCGACGGUGAAGGGCCGCCCCGACUGGAGUUCACUGACAGAACCAUAAAGACUCUGGAUGAGAAACUACGAAACCUUCUGUACCAAGAGUACCACCCAUCGCAGACCACAAGCUCCGCCUCCGAGCCGCCGGGAUCCCCGCCGCUGUCGGACAGCCAAGGCAGCGAUGGGGCCGCCAGGAACGCAGAGAAACUGCCUCAGAUUCCCGAGAGAUCUGACAGUCUCGGGACCUUGAGUGACUCCGCUGUUGCCCCGUUCAGAAAACUCCUGAGCAGAACGGACUCCGGGGCCGAAUCCGGCACGCACGCAUCCAAGAGACACUUCCAGAUUGUGCCGACUGAUUCAGACGCGUCUUCUCGUGAUGCUGGAGGAGAUCCGGUGAUGGAUCUGGAGUCUGGAUCUGAGAGCAGAAACAGAUCCUCGUUACAGUCAGCGAGCAAACGUUACUCGGCACCUUCAGACUUGUAUCAGGACACACUUACUUCCUUUCCAGAGGCCAGACCCACAAUGCCUUGCACUCGGAGCUGUCAGUCAGCUGACGGGACGAUGCAGUGCCUGUCCUCUGACUCAGGAGAGGAUGAUCCGAGCGGGUCCCCGUCCAUCAGGCCCUCGGCCCCGGCUCCGGCCCGGUCGGACUUCAUGAAGCGCGCGGUGGCUUUCCUCCGCCGCUCGGGUCACAGUAGCAGCGUGCAGAGCUCUGAUUCGCCCUCGUGUCCUGUGGCGAACGGACACGCCCCUUCGGUCGCAAGCCACGCCCACUCCGCGUACGUCAGCAGCGAUAACGACUCUGAGUUUGAGGACGCUGACAUGAAACGAGAGCUACAGAAGCUGAGGGAGAAGCACAUGAAGGAGAUCUCUGAGCUCCAGGCCCUUCAGAGAGGAGAGAUCGAGCGGCUGUAUUCUCAGUUAGGUCGGCCCGUUCCCCCCAGCGUGGGCUUCCCGCACGCAGUGCCCCCUACAGGCCGGCGCCGCAGAGCCUCCAAACACAAGCUGAAGGGAAGCCGACUGCUCAAUCCCAUGGUGCAACACCUCAGGAGCAACCGGAGCAACAGCUCAACUGAGACGUGCUCCAGUGCGUCGGGUUCUCCGGUCAAGAGCUCUGUGGGAUCCAGCACCGCCAGUCCCGUGUCGGAACCGCUGGAGCCGGUCCAAACCCAGCAGCCCUGCUCGCUCAAGGGCUCUCUGUCCUCCGACAACAUCUACAACCCCAACACACACACGCCACCCAGACAAGGCUGGACCGUUUACCACCAAACACCCGAGCGAAUCACCUAUAAAUCUAGUAGCAAACCGCGCACUAGAUUCCUCAGUGGACCCGUGUCUAUGUCCAUCUGGUCCACUCUGAAACGACUAUGUCUAGGGAAAGAGCGCAACAGUAGGUCUCAUAACGCUGGAGCUUCAUCAUCAUCAUCAUCCGCAGCCGUGCCGUCUUCAUCGCCUCGGCCAAUCACGGCGCUCGUCCAGGCUCAAGCCAACAACAGCAACAACAAGACUGGCACAUUCACUGACGACCUACACAAGCUGGUUGAUGAUUGGGCGAAAGAGACUCUUGCCUCCGCCCCUCAGCUCCGCCCCUCUGUGUGUCAGAUCAGACCGCAGAGAUCGCAUCAGUCCUUCCAGACCAGCCACACCGCAAUGGCCAGAGUCCCCAAUCAGGUACCAUAUGAGAUGAGAGGCUCAAUCCCUGCGGCGGCUGUGAAGCUCCAUCUACCCCUGUCCUGCCCGCUGUCGGCAGCUCUGGGUCCUCACGGCAUCACCAGCGGCCCGGCGCCCGUCAUCCAGCGGGGCGGAUACCUGAUGCCCGCCGCCCCCUUCGCUGGGAUGAUGCCAGCUCCUGUGUAUCCACACCAGUGGCCCGGUUUGCCCAGUCCAGUGGGAAUGUUUGGCACGGCCGUGAUGGUCCCGUAUCCGACCAUGGCCAGCCCGGCACUGCAGACGUUUCCUCUGGUGGUCAAAAGCCCAGACGCCCCAAUGUGCCCCAGCAAAGCCAGGACUGCAUGAGCGCUUCAAACUGUGUUCUGCGUAAGGCGAAUCAAUGCAGACGGAUAAUCACGCAGACUCAACUCGUUUUUAACUUCAGGAUCAACCACAAUCUCUCCUCCGUGUGUGUGUGUGCUUUAGAUCGUGGAUGGUGGACGGACGCGUCUGUACAAAGCCUUUGAGCCUGUAAAUAUGAGGUGUGUGUGUGUGGGCAUGAGGAGUGUGUUGAUGUCUCAAUCCAGUCCUGUGGGCGCCGCUUGCACGUUUGUCUGUUUUCAACUUUUAGCUCUUAUGUUUGAAUAUGAAUUGAGGAGUUGUUAGUGUAGACCUUAUUCAGAGCAGCGCCAUGACAGGUAUGAAAGUGAGGGAUAGACUUACCGUGUUUCCAAUGGCAU